AUUCUCCCUCGUCCAGGACCCUUACCGACACCUCCACGCGCGCGACGACGACGAUGACGACGAUGACGAUGACGAGCUCGACGGCGUCAAGUUCUGGGUGUUUAUUGCAAUCUCGGUGACCCUUGUUUUGCUCGGUGGUGUCUUUGCCGGUAUGUCGCGAAUAUGUCCCCUGCAUAGCUGCGUCUCGUUGAUCUCUUAAGGGUCCUUUUUCUGAUAAUCUAAUUUUUUUUCUCGCGAUAGGACUCACUCUUGGCCUUAUGGGACAGGAUGAAGUAUACCUCCAAGUCAUCACGGAAACCGGAACCUCCUCAGAGCGCCACAACGCCCAGCGUGUUCUCGGCCUGCUCAAAAAGGGCAAGCACUGGGUCCUCGUAACCAUGCUUCUCUCCAACGUCAUCACAAACGAGACCCUACCUAUCGUGCUCGACCGCUGUCUCGGCGGUGGCUGGCCGGCCGUCGUCUCGUCGACUAUCUUGAUUGUCAUCUUUGGCGAGGUCAUUCCCCAGUCUGUAUCGGUCCGGUACGGUCUUUCUAUCGGUGCUCUGUUUACGCCGUUUGUCAUGUUCCUUAUGUAUGCGAUGUAUCCUGUUGCGUACCCUACCGCUCUACUGUUAGAUCGCGUUUUAGGAGAAGACCACGGCACCGUAUACCGAAAAGCGCAGCUCAAGUCUCUUGUCUCGCUCCAUCGCUCAAUGGGAUCCGAGCGCCUGAAUAGAGACGAGGUCACCAUCAUCUCUGCCGUUCUGGAUCUCAACGAAAAACCCGUCGGCACAAUCAUGACUCCCAUCCAGGACGUCUACACCAUGAGUGCCGACCGCAUUCUCGACGAGGCAGCUGUCGAGGAGAUUCUCAAGGCCGGAUACUCUCGUAUUCCAAUCCAUACCCCCGACGAGCCCUACAACUUCAUCGGCAUGCUCCUCGUGCGUAUCCUCAUCUCAUACGACCCCGAAGACGCGCAGCCCGUGUCUUCGUUCCCGCUCGCCACGCUUCCGGAAACUAGACCGGAUACGACAUGUUUGAACGUUCUCAAUUACUUUCAGGAAGGAAAGUCGCAUAUGAUGCUUGUGUCUGACGCGCCGGGCGAGGCAUACGGCGCGUUGGGUGUCUUGACACUCGAGGAUGUCAUCGAAGAACUGAUUGGCGAAGAGAUCGUCGACGAGUCUGACGUUUACAUUGAUAUCUCGCAGGGUAUCCGUCGGAAAUACGUCUCGCCGUUAACCCGUCGCACUCUUCCUUCUCAGUUUGUCGCACAGCACCAGCACAACUCUGUGAUUGUUGGAAACAACAGCAGUAACGAAUUAGGAAGCUCAGGCCAUUCGACCUCUCACUUACCUUUGAACAACAACAACGAUCGAUCAGAUCCGCUUGUGCAAUCUCUCAUUUCCGCUAUUGCUACCCCGCAGUCUUCGAGCAGUAAUACGCCCGUUGGAACUGUUGCCGUUACGAAACCAGCCCAUCCCAACAUCAACCAGAUGCCAAAGAUGGAGCCUCUCAACCUUGCUAUGAGACCCAAGCAGACUGCAAACUCUCGAGUCAAGAUCAAGCGCGGUGCAAUGGAAGAUUACGUCCGCCGGACGUCUUUGGAUGCCAACCGCCCGAAUACCAACUCUUCCAGAUACUCUGGUCCUAGCAACACCGAUUUUGGUGUCAUCCACGAGAGCGAAAGCGCCGCAUUGCUCGACGGACCCCCCGAGCCUCCUAGCGAUCCGUUCAACAGCUCGUCGCGCCGCGCAUCCAGUUCAGGAUCGAGCACGACGAAGAACGGUCCCCAGCGCCGUCCGUCGUUUAUUGAGCUCAAUCAUCUCGAUAGCCGCUCAAACAGCUUCAACAACGCGGGAUACGAACGAGUCAAUACGACAACGCCGGGAUCCGUCAUCAGCGAACCUGCUAGCGCAACCUCGACCUCAAGAUUGCUGGACGGCUCGGAGUAUCCUACCUUCGAAGCCGGCUGGCCUAACAGCAGUAACAGCGAAUUCCACGCCAGCGGUAUCAUGGAGUCUGUACGUGAGGUGCAUGGAUAUAAGAAGACGAUUAUUCAGUCGAUGCCGAUGCAGGACGCUAUCUCCUCAGGCGAGGAUUCAGAAGACGACGGCGGCAGUGACGAGAGCUCCGGUGGAUCGAGUCGCGGCAAUCACCAUCACCACCACCAGCAUCGAAAAGACCAUCGUAGCAAUAGCAAUAAUCCGUCGGACCUGGAGCGAGGCGAGGUCGACGAACACGGUGACUCGAUUACUUCGUACCGGAAAAAGAAAAACGGCAAGUCGAGUCGGAAAGGAAGCUUUUUCUCCGUGUCUUAGACAAGCCGGACUUUGUGACUUGGCGCGGGGGAUAAAUGAAUGUUUAGCGAGACGGUCUGUGUUUUUGGUAUAACUAUUCUUUGUGAAGUUUGAGAUGAUGGUUUUCUUCAUUUUGACGUGGUGG
Myxozyma melibiosi is the source of this 2421-nucleotide messenger RNA. RefSeq lists its product as uncharacterized. The record is from RefSeq and is a predicted model, not a curated record. NCBI's taxonomy places the organism in Eukaryota, Fungi, Ascomycota, Lipomycetes, Lipomycetales, Lipomycetaceae. The transcript is spliced from 3 exons. Bases 258 to 2297 code for a protein of 679 amino acids. Gene Ontology annotation, biological process: magnesium ion homeostasis.